Messenger RNA from Coturnix japonica (Japanese quail), 3111 nucleotides. RefSeq names its product glutamyl-tRNA amidotransferase subunit B (gene GATB). Gene Ontology annotation, biological process: glutaminyl-tRNAGln biosynthesis via transamidation; mitochondrial translation. The record is from RefSeq and is a predicted model, not a curated record. Gene Ontology annotation, cellular component: mitochondrion; glutamyl-tRNA(Gln) amidotransferase complex. NCBI's taxonomy places the organism in Eukaryota, Metazoa, Chordata, Aves, Galliformes, Phasianidae. Gene Ontology annotation, molecular function: glutaminyl-tRNA synthase (glutamine-hydrolyzing) activity.
UCAGUGUUUUGCAAAGCAAAAUGGCGGCGCGUGGCUGCGGUGUUGUUUGGCGCCGGGCGUUGCAGCGCGGCCCCGGGGGAUGUUGCUCCGCUUGCCGCCCUUGUCGGGCCGUCGCUUGCAGCGCCAGAGGUGGGGCGGAGCCGGCGGGGCGGAGCGGCCUUGCUCCAUGGGUACCAGUUGUGGGUCUGGAAAUUCAUGCACAGAUCACUUCCAACUCAAAGCUUUUCUCUGGCUCCCAAGUCCAGUUUGCAGCACCUCCAAACUCUUUGGUAUCGUUCUUCGAUGCUUCUUUACCUGGAACUUUGCCAGUUCUCAACAGGAGAUGUGUAGAAGCAGCCGUGAUGACAGGCCUGGCACUCAACUGCACUAUAAACAAGAAAUCCUUGUUUGACAGAAAACACUAUUUCUAUGCAGAUCUGCCUGCUGGCUAUCAAAUCACUCAGCAAAGAGUUCCUAUUGCGGUGAAUGGGAGUCUGUCAUACAGUCUCUGCAUAGAUAACAAAAUGAGCCAGAUGGUGACCAAAACUGUGAGAAUUAAACAAAUUCAGUUGGAGCAAGACAGUGGAAAGAGUCUCCAUGAUGAUGCAAGGAGCCAGACCCUCGUUGAUUUGAAUAGGGCUGGAGUCGGCCUCAUGGAGGUUGUCAUGGAGCCUGAUAUGUGCUGUGGGGAAGAAGCAGCUGCAGCAGUCAGAGAGCUUCAGCUUAUUCUUCAGACACUUGGGAGCAGCCAGGCAAUCAUGGCAGAGGGACAGCUGAGAGUGGAUGCCAAUGUUUCUGUGCAUCGCCCUGGGGAGCCUUAUGGAGUAAGAACCGAAGUGAAGAAUAUCAAUAGCUUAAGGUUCCUGACAAAAGCAAUAGACUAUGAAAUAGAGAGGCAAAUUAAAGAACUUGAAAAUGGAGGAACAGUUCUGAAUGAAACAAGAGCCUUUGAUUCUAAGCUUGGGUGCACUGUACCAAUGAGAGACAAAGAGGGAAAGCAAGAUUAUCGGUUUAUGCCAGAACCAAAUCUUCCCCCAUUGAUUCUAUAUGAUGCUAAAUCUUUGCCAGCUAAUGUGAACAAUCAGCAAGUGGUAAAUAUCGAUUGGAUUCAUGAGAGACUUCCUGACCUUCCCAGUGUGAAGAGAGCAAAGCUUGUUGAACUGUAUGGGAUUCUUCCUGAACACAGCUUCACCUUAGUGAAUGAAGAUGGAUUAAUGGAAUUCUUUGAAAGUGUGGUAAAACAGACCCGAAUGAAGCCAAAGAAAGUGAUCGGCUGGAUUCUGAGUGACCUACUCAGUCACUUAAAACAACAUUCCCUUACAGCAAAGGAAAGCCCCAUCAGUUCUUUUCUCCUAGCCGACCUUCUGAACCUUCUAGAAAACAGAGACAUUUCUUCUUCAGCAGCCAAGCAGGUGUUUGAGGAAUUGUGGAAGGGAGAAGGGAAGACUCCUCUUGAAAUCAUUAAAGAAAAGCAGCUUGAACUGAUACGGGAUCAGGAAGAGCUUGAACAGAUCUGCCAGGCGGUGAUUGAUGAACGAGAAGAGGAGGUUAUGGCGAUAAAACAAGGAAAUGAAAAAGUUAUCAAUAAGUUAAUUGGACUGGUUCGGAAAGCUACACGGGGCCGAGCCAACCUUCUUCUGGUGAGGCAAAUACUAGAGAAGAAGCUGUCAGAGUAGCCACAGGAGAAAAUGGCCCAGCUGUCUGCAGAAGACGUGCUUCGUUCUGUCUGGUUUGCUGCUAAUGAACUUUGGUGCCUCCUUGUCUGUCAGGAUUGUUUUUCCCAGAUUGGUUAUGCUUCAAGGAGCAUCGUGUGCCUGCCUUUCCCAGCUGCCUCGGCCAAAGGUGGAUGAGCAAAGGACCACCUCAACAGAAGCUGGCAGUCAUUUACAUCUCCGUCCCUUCAGUGCAGCAUUCUGAAGUGUCAUUUCCAUAAAGCCAUAGGAAACAAAUUCCCAAGAUCUGUGAGUAUAAAGAGCUAAGUUGCAUCGGUUAGUUUUGUAAUAAAGCAAGUGUGAAUUCAGCUCUUACAGCUUCCUCUUUGUCAGAAGGGAAAUUCUCAGAUCUGGAAUGCAGCAAUCUAGUGGCACAUACCAAUAACUCAUUGUAAAUUAGAGUGAGUACAUUUGUGGCUAAGAGCAAAACACCCAGCAGUAAUUAAGAACGGCCACAUGUGCUUUCAUGCCUAGCAGAAGGGGAAAAAAAAAUGCUAGUCCUCACUCUUAAUGUCUGAGGUAGAGGAAAGGACAAAGGCACUUAGAUGUACAUGCCAGCAGCAGACAUUGAGUGGCUACGUAUAAGAAUUAGUGUCAGAUUCUUUGCUUGCUUUCCCUUUGUAUGUGUCCAAACACCUGCUUUGGCUACUCAGUGCCGUUUCAAUCCUGAACCAUUCAUAACUUAUGCUUACCUGAGCCUAGGGCUUUCUGCUGUCACUUGGAACCAUAUCCGCUCAGUGGAAGUAAUUCAGAUAGCUUACUGAGAACUAAGCAGGAUUCAGCCUGGAUCCAGGGUCUGUUCCACUUGUUACUCCUCCUAAGGAGUGUUUUACGCUAUGUUCUGUUUUUUUUUAAUAUAACUUCCAUUUUGCAGCCCGUAGCUUUAGGUGCUGUCUGAAAUCAAGGCUCCUGGAGUUAAGUUCCCAGUCCCACUUCACCAGCAUGUUUAAAUCCUUCAGCUGAUCAAACUAUUAACAGGAGGCCCAACUGGAGGCAUCCAUUCAAAUAUACAACUAGUAGGGAAAGAAAUCCCAUUUACCAGCAGGAGUUUCUUAAAUCCCUUUUGCAGGCUGCUAAAUGGUACGUUUUAAAGACCACAUUUAUCUCAAGCUUCAAUGUUGCUUCCUCAGGAUGGUUCUUGAGGAUGUGCCUGCUGCCAAAGGAGUGCAGCAGGGUGAGCGCUGGGAUUUUUGUCCUCUACAGAAGUAACAUUUGUUGCACCUAGUUCAAGCUGGGUUCACGGCAGCUAAUUUUUACAAGUGCUAACGUGUGUUUCAAGGAGGAUGUUUCUGUACAAACUGGCUUGUAGUUCAACAUGAAAUACUAGAUUGGAAGACAGGCAAAAAGGUACUUUUCAAAUACAUGUAAUGGAUAAAUGUAUAUCCAUAAUUCAAUAAAAAUAACUCUACAGUUUAAGCAA